Populus euphratica (Euphrates poplar) is the source of this 1334-nucleotide messenger RNA. RefSeq names its product ABC transporter B family member 25-like. The record is from RefSeq and is a predicted model, not a curated record. Bases 16 to 975 code for a protein of 319 amino acids. NCBI's taxonomy places the organism in Eukaryota, Viridiplantae, Streptophyta, Magnoliopsida, Malpighiales, Salicaceae. Gene Ontology annotation, molecular function: ATP hydrolysis activity; ATPase-coupled transmembrane transporter activity; ATP binding. The transcript is spliced from 6 exons. Gene Ontology annotation, cellular component: membrane. Gene Ontology annotation, biological process: transmembrane transport.
UUGUGAAAUUUGAAAAUGAUUCCUCUUUUGCAGGCUGAAAUUACCAAGACAUUGGCUGGAGAGGUCUAUCUGUUAUAUGAAAUAGAACAUUCCAACAUUAUCAGGGAACAAGUUGGUGAUGUGGAAUUAGAUGAUGUCUGGUUUGCUUAUCCAUCUCGUCCAAACCAUAUGGUUCUCCACGGAACAACAUUGAAACUGCAGCCUGGCUCAAAAGUUGCUCUUGUUGGCCCGAGCGGUGGAGGAAAAACCACAAUAGCAAACUUGAUUGAAAGGUUCUAUGAACCAAUCAAGGGAAAGGUUCUCUUAAAUGGAGUUCCACUAGUAGAAAUAUCACACCAACAUCUACACAGGAAGAAAAUGGCCAAUGCACAUGAUUUCAUAUCAAAAUUCCCAGAUAAAUAUCAAACUUUCAUAGGAGAACGUGGGCUAAGACUUUCAGGUGGUCAGAAACAAAGAGUAGCAGUUGCUAGAGCCGUACUGAUGAACCCAAGGAUCCUCCUCCUUGAUGAAGCUACUAGUGCUUUGGAUGCUGAAAGUGAAUAUCUAGUGCAGAUCAGUUUGCAUGACAACAUAAACAGUCUUCGUUUUAGUUUCUUAGAUUUUUUUUUCCCCCAAAAACUUGAUACCAUUUAUUCCUCACAUUGGUUUUUUACGAGUUCUCAUGGUGGAAAUUUUGUAGGAUGCCAUGGAUUCUCUAAUGAAAUGAAGGACUAUUGUAGUUAUAGCCCACGCUGGCGCAUGACAUUUGAAAUGGAGAACUACAAAAUUAAAAUGGAUGAUUGUUUGCUAGGAGAAGCCUAUGGAAUUGUUUAUUCAACUACUGAAGAAGCUACUAAUCAAGGGGUAGCUGUGAAAAUGUUUUUUUUUUUGCAAACUGGAAUUACUAAGAGCUGUGCUUGGUGUUUGAGCUCUUCAGUUUCAAUAUCAGAGAGCUUUUGGGGGCAGGAUCACAGAAAUUCAAAGAUCCAGACAUAGUAAAGGUAAAAAGAUUAUUUAACUUGCAUUGUGUUAUUAAUUGAGAAAAAUUUUAGAUGUUGUAGGAGCUUAUGCGACAGAUUCUCAGUGGUACCUUAUACUGCUAUAGUUUUGAAAUUUUACAUUGUGAUUUGAAAUCAGAAAAUAUGCUCAUCUCUUGAGAAAAGUUGACGCUUAGUGAUUUUAGAUUAGCCUGGGUUUCAUUCACUCUAACAUCACACUUAGCUUCCAAGUGUGAGAAAAUAAUGUUUUUACUUACUGAUCUAAACAUAUUAGUGUUUUUUUGUUAAAAUUUUUCACGCUGUAAGAGUAAGACCUUUAAAAGAUUAGAUAUAUUCUGAUUGAAUGUUCUUGCAAGA